Messenger RNA from Glycine soja, 1146 nucleotides. RefSeq lists its product as uncharacterized. Gene Ontology annotation, molecular function: nucleic acid binding; RNA-DNA hybrid ribonuclease activity. The record is from RefSeq and is a predicted model, not a curated record. NCBI's taxonomy places the organism in Eukaryota, Viridiplantae, Streptophyta, Magnoliopsida, Fabales, Fabaceae. The transcript has a single exon. Bases 1 to 1146 code for a protein of 381 amino acids.
AUGAACUACUCGUUGCUAGAAAGGACAUGUUGUGCCUUAGCGUGGGCAGCUCACUGUUUGAGGCAGUAUAUGUUGAGUUACACUACUUGGUUGGUGUUUAAAAUGAAUCUCGUCAAGUACAUCUUAAAAAAACCCGCUCUUACUGGGAGAAUAGCUCGGUGGCAGGUCUUCUUGUUAGAAUUCAAUAUCAUCUACCUCACUCAUAAGACAAUAAAAGGGAGCACCUUAGCAGAUUAUCUAGCUCAGCAACCCAUAAACGAUUAUCAACCUAUGCAUCCAAAAUUCCCUGACAAGGGUAUUAUGGCCCUGUUUGAGGAGGAGGUUGAAGAUGAAGACAGAGAUAAGUGGGUUGUGUGGUUUGACAGUGCGUAUAAUGCAUUAGGUCAUGGAAUUGGGGUGGUGUUGGUUUCGCCGGACAAACAAUGUUUGCCUUUCACGACUAGGUUGUGUUUCGAUUGUACAAACAAUAUGGCAAAGUACGAGGCAUGCGCCCUAGGGAUCCGAGCGACGAUUGACUUUAGGGUCAAGUUGCUCAAAGUAUAUGGGGACUCGACGUUGGUAAUUCAUCAGUUGAAAGGUGAAUGGGAAACCAGAGACUACAAGUUGGUGCCUUACCAGGCUUACAUUAGGGAAUUGAUGAAACCCUUUGAUGACAUAUCAUUUCAUCACAUUCCUAGAGAGGAAAACCAGAUGGCCGACACCCUUGCCACUCUAUCGUCCAUGUUCAAAGUAAGCCCUCACGGAGAUUUUCCAUGCAUCGACAUUAGAUGUCGUGUUAAGCCUACACACUGCUGUUUGAUAGAAGAAGAAGAGGAUGGUAAAACUUGGUACUUCAAUAUCAAACGAUACAUUAAGGACAAGGAAUACCCACCUAAGGCCUCUAACAAUGACAAGAGGACAUUACGGAGGUUGGCAGCCAAUUUCCUUCUGAGUGGGAAUGUCUUAUAUAAAAGAAACCAAGAUAUGGUGUUGCUUCGAUGUGCGAAUGCAAAAGAGGCCGAACAAAUACUAUUGGAGGUGCAUGAGGGAUCCUUUGGUACCCAUGCCAAUGGACAUGGCUUGAAAGAUUUUGAGGGCGGGAUAUUACUGGCUCACUAUGGAGAACAGUUGUUGUGUUCACGUGAGGAAAUGUCAAACCUUCACUGA